This is a messenger RNA of Rotaria sordida, 1106 nucleotides long. NCBI's taxonomy places the organism in Eukaryota, Metazoa, Rotifera, Eurotatoria, Philodinida, Philodinidae. The record is from the annotation of a GenBank genome assembly.
AUGGGUGACUACUCGAAAGCACUUGAAUUUUACGAAAAAGCACUUAAAAUCGACGAAAAAGCUCUGCCUUCGAAUCAUCCCUCAUUGGCUACUUCCUACAACAACAUCGGUCAAGUGUAUAAAAACAUGGGUGACUACUCGAAAGCACUUGAAUUUUACGAAAAAGCACUUAAAAUCGACGAAAAAGCUCUGCCUUCGAAUCAUCCCGAUUUGGCUACUUCCUACAACAACAUCGGUGGAGUAUAUGACGACAUGGGUGACUACUCGAAGGCACUUGAAUUUUACGAAAAAGCACUUAAAAUAAGAGAAAAAGUUCUGCCUUCGAAUCAUCCCUCAUUGGCUACUUCCUACAACAAUAUCGGUUUGGCGUAUUUCGGCAAAGAUGACUACUCAAAAGCACUCUCAUUCUUAGAAAAGGCACUUUCUAUCUGGCAAAAAUCACUUCCACCUAGCCAUCCUCAUAUUCAAUCGGUGAGAAACGCGAUUGACAAUGUAAGAAAGAAAAUCUAAUUGUUGUUUUAUUUUCUUAAUAAAUUUAUUCACAUUGCUAAUCGUUUCGAUUUUUCUCGGUUCAUUUUGGCUUAUUCGCGCGCGCGCGACAAGGGAGAGAUCCCUUGUCGAUGCCAUAGGUACCACAGGCGGACCACGCCGGACUGGUAGGGCAAUGGCCGAAGGUAUACUGUAUUAACGAUAGGGACCAACGACACAUAGAGGCCUUCUCUAGCACUACACUGCUUCGCUAUGGCAAAAUUCCUCUACCUAUUGUAUCAGACAACGUAGUUCUCUGACCCACACUAAUAACACUCAUAACUCAACUCAUCUCAUCUCAAAAGUACUCAUACUCAUACUCAUAAUAACUGAUAGUAUUUAUUUUUUCUCAAAAUAACUUAUCUCAACUCAACUGAAUAUGUAAAAAUUUUUUUUUCUUACUUCUCAAUAUUGUAUAGUAUCGAAACUCAUCUAAAAAAAAAGAAAAAAAAGUAUUAUUAAAUAUAUAAUGAAUUUAUUAUUUACCUCAUAUAGAAUUUAAUAAUAUCAUUAUCAUUGUAAAUAAUAUCAUAAUAAUAAAUAAUAAUCCCGGGUAUAUAAAUACAUUGUAAUGCAUU